This is a messenger RNA of Setaria italica (foxtail millet), 1027 nucleotides long. RefSeq names its product nodulation receptor kinase. Gene Ontology annotation, molecular function: ATP binding; protein kinase activity. Gene Ontology annotation, biological process: protein phosphorylation. The transcript is spliced from 4 exons. Bases 1 to 633 code for a protein of 210 amino acids. The record is from RefSeq and is a predicted model, not a curated record. Lineage: Eukaryota; Viridiplantae; Streptophyta; Magnoliopsida; Poales; Poaceae.
AUGGGCGGGAGGAGUGCUUUCUUGUGUAUGAGCUGUGCGUCAACGAGGCUUCAGAUAGCGCUCGGAAGCGCUUGCGGCCUUUGGUUCCUGCACAUAUAUCCUGAAGGCUGCAUUGUUCACCGAGACAUCAAGCCGACCAAUAUACUUCUUGGGGUUGAUAUGGAACCCAAGCUGUCAGAUUUUGGACUCUCAAAAGUCAUCGACCUAGGUGUGUCACAUGUAAGCUCUGAAGUCAGAGGAACCUUUGGCUAUGUCGAUCCAGAAUACCGCCACAACCACAAGGUGAAUGCUGCAGGGGAUGUGUACAGCUUUGGCAUGGUGCUCCUGCAGCUCCUGUCAGGAAAACGAGCAAUCAACAUCAUGAAUACUGCUAUGCCAAUGUCACUAGACAAAAUGGCUUCUACGCUUAUCCAAGAUGGCAAUGUAUUGGAGUUUGCUGAUCCUAGGCUGAAUGGAGAGUACUCAACAGAUGCAUUUGAUCUCAGUUUGAAGCUUGCUCUGUCAUGCACUGGCCACAAGAAGCAGCGGCCAUCCAUGGAGCAAGUUGUGUCCAGGCUGGAGAAGGCUCUAGAGAUCUCCAUGAGAGAUGGUGCGAAGCACAACAGCAUUAGCAUCAUUGAGUCCAUUGCAUAGCUAUUCUAUGUAAUCCUUAAGUCCCUUGAUGUCCAAGUGACCAUGCUUAACAUUUCUGUGCACUAAAGUGAACAGAACCAGCUGAGUGGUGAGCAAUUUACAUCAAAAAAUUUUAAGGCAAACCGAUCAAAGUACUUUACGCCUAUAACAAGGGAUAGUUAGAGACUAAAUCUAGAGACGGUACUAUCCAGACUUAUAGUAUGAUGCAGUUAUGUAGGCUUGGACAUUUCAGCUUCUUUUCUGUCACACUAUACAGAUAAGUGCAACUACUGCAGAGGAAAACCAAUAAAAGGAGAUAAAGCACGAUACCUCUUAGAAAAGACAAUGACCAGAUGAUGAUAGUGAGUUUAAUUUAACACUUGAAUUCACUACCAUGGUCCAGGUGAAUAUGCUC